CCAUGCGGCGUCACUUCCUCCGCCCCUGUUUCAAGGGAUAAGAAACCCUGCGCUGAACCUCCCUCCUUUCUCAGGCGGCUGCCGAAGAUGGCGGAGGGGCAGGUCCUGGUGCUUGAUGGCCGAGGCCAUCUCCUGGGCCGCCUGGCGGCCAUCGUGGCCAAACAGGUGCUUCUGGGCCGGAAGGUUGUAGUCGUGCGCUGUGAGGGCAUCAACAUUUCUGGCAAUUUCUACAGAAACAAGUUGAAGUACCUGGCCUUCCUCCGCAAGCGCAUGAACACCAACCCAUCCCGUGGCCCCUACCACUUCCGAGCACCCAGCCGCAUCUUUUGGCGGACAGUGCGAGGCAUGCUGCCACACAAGACCAAGCGAGGCCAGGCUGCCCUGGAGCGCCUCAAGGUGUUUGACGGGAUCCCGCCACCCUACGACAAGAAAAAACGGAUGGUGGUUCCUGCUGCCCUCAAGGUGGUGCGCCUGAAGCCUACACGGAAGUUUGCCUACCUGGGGCGCCUGGCUCACGAGGUUGGUUGGAAGUACCAGGCAGUAACAGCCACCCUGGAGGAGAAGAGAAAGGAGAAGGCCAAAAUCCAUUACCGGAAGAAGAAGCAGCUCAUGAGGCUACGGAAACAGGCCGAAAAGAAUGUGGAGAAGAAAAUCGAUAAAUACACAGAGGUUCUCAAGACCCAUGGACUCCUGGUCUGAGCCCAAUAAAAUUGACUGUUUAUUCCUCAUGCUUGGCCUGGCCUGCCCUUCCUCCAUCGCCGCCCUAGGAUAUGGGGGACCCCCAGGGACUGCUGUCUGGAGCCACAGGCAGCCUGGGGCUUAGAAUGCUGGGAACACAGAAAGGGCUUUAGUCACUGCUGUUAAUUCAGAAGGGCCUUCUUAAAAGGUUAAACUCUUAAGAGCUUUGAGGCAUUGUUGCCUGUAACCUCAUUUCUGAGAGUUGUAAGAAAUUGAUAGUUGGAGCAACUAUUUCACUGUUGGCAAGAGAUCUGGAGAAUGUUUGGAUGGGAGCCCUGUGUUGUGAAUGGGGUGUGUUUAAACUUGCGGCAGGCUCAGGUGCUAUACUCUGCAGCUGUUAGGGUGUGAGGGUGCUGGGGGCCAAGCCUGGUGUUGUACAGACAUAGUUCAGAUGCGUAGCCUGGGAAGUACAGCCAAGGGGUCUCAGGCACUGCCCUUGUGCUUUCCCUGUAUUUUGUGAUCCAAAACUAAUAAAUUAUUUUUAAA
This is a messenger RNA of Callorhinus ursinus (northern fur seal), 1224 nucleotides long. It is a transcript of the gene RPL13A, whose product is annotated as ribosomal protein L13a. The record is from RefSeq and is a predicted model, not a curated record. Gene Ontology annotation, biological process: translation; negative regulation of translation. Gene Ontology annotation, molecular function: structural constituent of ribosome; mRNA binding. Gene Ontology annotation, cellular component: ribosome; cytosolic large ribosomal subunit. Lineage: Eukaryota; Metazoa; Chordata; Mammalia; Carnivora; Otariidae.